ACGCGCCAGGCUGGUAUGUGCAUUUUGUCAGCCUCUGCUGCGUGAAGAUGCACUUCCAACUUCACGACCUUACGCGGGAGCAGAAAGUAGCGGACGAUUGCUUUGAUUGGACGAUGGCCCGAUUUGAAGAGACAUAACGGACGUGGCAUAAGGAGUAACUGUGGUCGGAUUGGCAAAGGCAAGCAGGCAGUUACGUGGCUGGGGUGCAAUCCCUGUGGGCAAGGGGACGACUUCGGUUCGCUGUAUGUCACCUGUUUGUUAUGUAAUGCUUAUGAUGAUGAGCAUUUUGGAAGAAGAUAUCGUCCCGAGGCGCUGAUCGCCCGAUAAUUGUGGUGGUCUUAUGGUUGGAUCUUCCGGGAUUUGACAGGAGCAGCAGUUAGCUGCGGUGCUGGGAGAGGGAUGGGAGGAGGGUAGGUGUGUGAAACGGCUGCAGUGUUCUUGUCGUUUGGUUAUCAGAGGAGAGAUCGAGUGACAGGAGAAGGGAGGUAGGGAGGGAGGAAGGGCUUGAGAAGUGAAGCCUCCUGUGUGGAUCUUCAAACGCACAGGACCAGCAAAAUGAGUGGCAAGAAGUUUGACAGGAUGAGUGAGGACCAGGAGGAGGGUGUCACUGCAUCGAAUCCGCUCCCACCGCCGCCGAGGCCUCCUGGCUCUCGGACGCGUGCGGUGGACAGGGAAGACAAAGAGGGUGGCGCCGCUGGGGUGCACGACACCCCUCCAAAGUUUGGCAAUCUGUCCAACGAUGACUUUCGCAGGAUGGUGAUGGAUACGCCCAGGAAAGGGGGGGACGAAAGGAGCAAGCAGAAAAGCAGUCGGUCCAAGCGGGGUGAAGAUGAGCCGGACGACAGUCCAGAGAAGAGGGCGCAGCGGAAGGUCUGGCCUAAGCCGAAAGAAGAGGAGAAGCCUGAGGAGGCCUUGCCUGCAUAUCGAGAUCGAGCAAAGGAGAGGAGGGAAGACCAGAACCCGGAUUAUGAGCAGGCAAUGUCUGAGCUUGGGUCACUGCAUGCCGUGGCUCCACCCGGGACCACCGAUUUGCGGACCUCCGAUGCGCACAGAAUCUCUAUUGAGAACAGCAAGUUUCUGGGAGGCGACGUUGAGCAUACCCAUCUUGUGAAGGGUCUGGACUAUGCCCUGCUUCAGAAGGUCCGUAGCGAGUUGGAGAGGAAGAGGGACGGGGAAGACGAAGACUUUGGAGACAAGAAGAAGAAGGAAAGGUUGAGCGAGGAAAAGUCGAUGACUUUCCGGACUGCCUUGGGUAAAUCGGUCUAUAAAUGGAUCAUUAAGCCCAACCACAACUCGAAGCCAAACGAAAUGUUCCUCCUGGGCCGCACCGCCUUUUUGUUUGACAUGGAUGAGGAAUUUGCCCAUGAAAUCCCAACGACGGUACAUCGGAGCAAAGCGGACUGCCCUCCACCCCAGGAAACACUCGUCGCAGGGGUCGACCGCAUGGUGCUGGACCGCAUUUCGAAAAUCAUGUCGUAUCUUCGAUUGGGAGUGUCAGGAAAAGUGAUGAAGAAGAAAAAGAAGGACAAGGACAAGACGAUUUUGAUUGCGGGCAUUCCAUCCUUGGCACCCGAAGAGCUUGUUGCGGACGAGAGGUUUGUCGAGCCCGUGAAUGGCAGAGUGAGAAGAGAGGGACGGGACGAGGCGACAGCGGCCUCGUCGGAGCAUCACGAACCUGCUUCCGGUUCUCAGCAUGCCAGUCUCAGCAAGGAAGACAGUGAGGAUAUCUUUGAAGAAGCGGGGAAGGAUUACACGGUGACGACAGCAAUGGAUCGCCGUCAGAACCGCCAGCUGCAUCGGCAGCCGCUACAUAGUCCUGAGUCAAUGGAUGAGUCGCCAAGGCGCAGCUUGUCGCCACCCCGUGUGCGGCCAUCCCGAGGCGGGGAGGGCGACCAUGCGCAUGAGCGAAUGCAGGGUUCUGCGGCAGCAGGGGGUGGUCACGGAGAAUGGCAGGAAUGGGGCAGGGACGAGGGAGGUGUGGGGGACGAGACGGGUGUGCACUGGGGUGCUGAUCAGACUGCUGGCAUGCGGUGGAAGCAGGACCCGUACCAGCAGUUUGGGACAGCAGUGGGAAUGUCCACGCCGGGAAACGAUGCAGGCCUGCAGAUGGGAUCGAUGACGCAGGAGGAGAAAGACCGAGGAAUGGGAUCGGUCUUCAAGCGCGACGAUCAGCGGUUGCAAAGGAUGAGGGAGAAGGAUUCCAGAGAGAAAGAUCCAAACUUCAUCUCUGAGAGUUACUCUGAAUGUUACCCAGGUUACCAAGAGUACAACAGAGAAGUGAUGGACGAAAGCGAUGAUGAGGAAGAUCUCACCAAGAUGGAUAUGGGUGCGAAGGCGAAAGGAAGGCUGCAUCGAUGGGACUUUGACACGGAAGAAGAAUGGUCCAAAUACAACGAAGCUAAGGAGGCAAUGCCGAAGGCUGCGUUUCAAUUUGGCGUGAAAAUGGCGGACGGGAGGAAGACGAGGAAGAACAAAGACCAGAAACUGAACAACGAGCUUCACCGGAUUCAACAGAUAAUAAAAAAGAAGAAAGAGGAAUCCACCAGAUCAGCACCGUCAGAGUCCCCAUAUGCAGCAGGAAGCUUGGAGGAAAGUGAAAGCCAGCAUCCUGGGAAGCGGAUCAAGUUCUAAACACGGAAAUGAAACGAACGGGAAAAGGAAAAGAAAAUAACAUUUCUGAAGACGAAAAUGAAACAAGAAAAGAAAACGAAAGAAUCUCGGUGUGUCUUCUCUCACCCACGGGCCAAUGCUGAUAGCCUUUUUUUGCAGACAUAACAUUCCGUUGCCUUGUAUGCACGUUUGUCAUUCGUUGCAAAGAUGAUCGCCGCUAAUUUCUACUCU
Molecule: messenger RNA, 2841 nt
Organism: Chara braunii
Lineage: Eukaryota; Viridiplantae; Streptophyta; Charophyceae; Charales; Characeae
Source: the annotation of a GenBank genome assembly